Messenger RNA from Adineta ricciae, 236 nucleotides. NCBI's taxonomy places the organism in Eukaryota, Metazoa, Rotifera, Eurotatoria, Adinetida, Adinetidae. The record is from the annotation of a GenBank genome assembly.
AUGAAACGCAAACGAAACGAAUCAACAAUAAUUUCCAACAAAACCGUAUGUCUACAGAAUGGCUCCAAUGUUGAAGUUCAACUCGAUGAUGGGAAAUGGCACGCUGGAAUCGUCGUUCAAUGUCAACCAAGAAAAUAUUUUGUGAAAGUUGGACAACAACAACAUUGGAUUGAAUCGGAUCUUAUCAGACCGAAUACAAUUCUUGAUCAGGUGAGAAAAGUAGAUUUCGAACUGAA